AUGCAGCAUCCGUCCUGGAGACGAUUCCUUCGUCAUGGCGGCCUGAUACACCACCCCUUUGUGAAUCUUUGUCGCUUCGCUGUCCGACCGGCUUCGACGGGGUUCACUGAUCCCGCCUGGUGGCUGAAGGGCCAGCCUCGGAAGGUCUUUGGAAGCAGGGCUGAGGUGGAGCUCCUGUCCCAGCUGGCAGUUCUGCUCAUGCCCGGUGAGCCCAUUACCAAGGCUUUCCGUGAUUUUCCGGUAAAGAAAUGCAAAGAGUGGGGUUCCAACAGCCUUCGCCCAGACUUUACAGCGCACGGUGUGCUGAGAGCACAUGGUGCAGCUUUGUUCAUCGAGUACGAUGGCCAUUAUCGCCACCUGGAGCCAGCUGGGUUGGCUAAGGACACGCGCAAGACCGAUGCCCUGCUGCGAUUCGCUCCUACAGGGUCAGUGGUGGUUCGAAUCGUGCACAAGGAGCGACAGUGGAAAGAUAGGUUUGUGCAAGUACUGGUCAAUUCCUGGCAGGCAGGCCAUGCACCCUCCCUCCGCAAGACUCUGCAGCAAGUUCUGGAUUCUUUGCUGCUUUGCUGUCGCGAUCAACUGGUGCCUGGGCUCGCUUCGCGACUAGAGGCAUGUGCUCAAAUACAACUUGACAAAUCCGCAAGAGCCUUUGCAGUGGACGCAGCGUUGGUUGGCAAAUCUGACAACAGCGGGCCAGACGUUCGACAGUUUCUCCAGAAGGAUAUACACCUCUCCACAGCCCAGGUUGCCAAGGCGAUUGACAGGUAUCCUCGGUUGCUGAGCUUCAGCAUUGAGGCAAAUCUGAAGCCAACAGUCGAGUGGAUCAAGGCGUUGGGCCUGAGCCAGUCGCAAGUUGCCAAGGUGAUCGCAACGUUUCCGCAAGUGCUUGGAUUGGGCAUUGAGGCAAAUCUGAAGCCAACAGUCGAGUGUAUCAAAGGGUUCGGCCUGAGCCAGUCGCAGGUUGCCAAGGUGAUUCUGGGACGUCCGCAAGUACUUGGCUAUAGCAUUGAGUCAAAUCUGAAGCCAACAGUCGAGUGGAUCAAGGGGUUGGGCCUGAGCCUGUCGCAAGUUGCCAAGGUGAUCGCAACGUUUCCGCAAGUGCUUGGAUUGAGCAUUGAGGCAAAUCUGAAGCCAACAGUCGAGUGUAUCAAGGGGUUUGGCCUGAGCCAGUCGCAGGUUGCCAAGGUGAUAGCAGCUUGUCCUCAAGUACUUGGCUAUAGCAUUGAGGCAAAUCUGAAGCCAACAGUCGAGUGGGUCAGGGGGUUGGGCCUCAGCCAGCCACAGGUUGCCGAAAUGAUCGCAGCGUUUCCGCAAGUGCUUGGCUACAGCAUUGAUUCAAACUUGAGCUCGAAGUAUGUGUUAUUACAAAAGUUCUUCACUGGCGAAGCUGCAGCACAGCUGCUGGCACGAGCACCUCGGCUCUGGAGCUACCGGUACACUCGGCUUGAACAUCGUCUGCAUGUGCUACAGUCUCAAGGUCAGCUUUCCAAGCUUGCCGGCGCCAUGACUUUGGGGCCGGACGACUUCAAUCGCAGAUUCGCAAUUUCACGUGGCAACUGGACGUUAGCCUUGGCUCUGCUGCAGCACAUGCAGGAGGCAUCAACCGCCAACGAAAUCGCUUUCAGCACAGCCAUCAAUGCGUGUACGAAGGGCGCAGCCUGGGAACCAGCUGUCGCGCUGCUGGGCGAGAUGGAUGCAAAGGACAUCCGGAGGGACAAUGUGGCCUUCAAUGCGACGAUCACCGCCUGUGAGAAGGGCGGCCGAUGGGAGAGUGCAGUGGCGGUGGCAGAGGAGAUGGCAUCAGCGAAGCUGCCGAAGGAUGUUGUCACCUACAGCGCGCUGAUCACCGCCUUAGAGAAGGGGGACCAAUGGGCGGACUCAUUGGCCUUGCUACAGCGGAUGAAGCUGGAAAGGGUCCAUCCGAAUGUGAUCAGCUUCAGUGCUGCCGCCAGCGCAGCGGCAAGGGGCUCGCAGUGGGCCUCCGCGCUGGACCUGCUCGAAGAGAUGCGGACGAAGGCCGUCGAGUUUGGAGCGGUGUCCUACAACACCGCCUUGGCCGCUUGCGGGGCCGCAUCGCAGUGGGAGGAGAUGCUGAACCUGCUGAAGGAAAUGCUCCACGGUGCUGUGGAGCCUGAUGAUUUCGCUUCCUCCGUGCUCCUGGCGGAGGCAGUGUUUUCUGGGAUUGCGAAUUUGCGUGCAAGGUUCAGGGUGUUAGUUUUUCGGAUGUAG
Symbiodinium sp. CCMP2592 is the source of this 2229-nucleotide messenger RNA. NCBI's taxonomy places the organism in Eukaryota, Dinophyceae, Suessiales, Symbiodiniaceae. The record is from the annotation of a GenBank genome assembly.